AUGCGGCCGUCGGACCGCUCCGCGCCGUCGUCCGAUCCCCCCCCGGCUCGGCUCCGCGCCGCGUCCCCGGCCCGGCCUCAAACACACACCGGAAACCAGCAGGGGCACCCGCUCAGGCAGCAGCGCGGGCAGCCUACUCGCGGAAGGACCCCGCAGGCACUGGCGGAGACACCCCACAGCAGCUGCAGGGCCCUGCCUGGCGGAGAGGAGGAGUAUAGAAUUGGACAGCUGUACAUGAUCAGUAAGCAUAGCCAUGAGCAGAGUGACCGAGGGGAGGGCGUGGAAGUCGUGCAGAAUGAACCCUAUGAAGAUCCAAAUCAUGGCAAUGGUCAGCUAACAGAAAAACGGGUCUAUCUCAACAGCAAACUACCUAGCUGGGCCAGAGCAGUUGUUCCCAAAAUAUUUUACAUUACAGAGAAGGCUUGGAAUUAUUACCCAUAUACAAUCACAGAAUACACAUGCUCAUUUUUGCCUAAAUUCUCCAUUCACAUAGAAACAAAAUAUGAGGACAACAAAGGAAGCAAUGACAAUAUUUUUGACAACGAAGCCAAAGAUCUUGAGCGGGAAGUCUGCUUUAUCGAUAUUGCCUGUGACGAAAUCCCUGAGCGCUAUUACAAAGAAUCGGAGGAUCCUAAACAUUUCAAGUCAGAGAAGACUGGGAGAGGCCUCUUAAAAGAAGGCUGGAGGGAGACACACCAGCCGAUCAUGUGCUCCUACAAACUGGUGACUGUGAAAUUUGAAGUCUGGGGACUUCAAACUAGAGUAGAACAAUUUGUACAUAAGGUGGUCAGAGAUAUAUUAAUGAUUGGUCACCGACAGGCUUUUGCAUGGGUUGAUGAGUGGUAUGACAUGACAAUGGAUGAAGUCCGAGAAUUUGAACGUGCAACUCAGGAAGCCACCAACGAGAAAAUUGGGAUUUUCCCACCUGCAAUAUCUAUCUCUAACAUUUCCCUGCCUUCGUCAACCCGUAGUGCUCCUUCUAGUGCUCCAUCCACUCCUCUGUCCUCAGAUGCUCCUGAAUUCCUAUCAGUUCCCAAAGACCGACCUCGGAAAAAAUCUGCUCCAGAAACCCUCACACUUCCAGACCCAGAGAAAAAAGCACUUUAAAUUUAACCUAGCAUGUUUCCUUCUGACAAGCCAUGUCUCCCAGAACAAGAGUAACUUAACAUUUACAAAGCUCGGUGUGGUUGUUUGUUUGGAUUUUUUAAACGAUUUUACCGAUCUAGAAAGAUGAUUUCUUUAACUCAGACUUGUUCCUUAAAAUCC
Messenger RNA from Emys orbicularis (European pond turtle), 1266 nucleotides. RefSeq names its product phosphatidylinositol transfer protein cytoplasmic 1 (gene PITPNC1). Gene Ontology annotation, cellular component: cytoplasm. Gene Ontology annotation, molecular function: phosphatidylinositol transfer activity; phosphatidylinositol binding. Lineage: Eukaryota; Metazoa; Chordata; Testudines; Emydidae. Gene Ontology annotation, biological process: phospholipid transport. The record is from RefSeq and is a predicted model, not a curated record.